AUGCCUCGUGGUCCGCGUAAACACCUGAAGCGCCUGAGCGCGCCCAAGCACUGGAUGCUCGGCAAGCUCGAUGGCAUCUGGGCGCCGCGUCCGUCGUCGGGUCCGCACAAGCUUCGCGAGUGUCUUCCGCUCAUCAUCAUCCUGCGUAACCGUCUCAAGUACGCGCUGACGAAGCAGGAGGUGACGAUGAUCUGCAUGCAGAAGAGCGUCAAGGUCGACGGCAAGGUCCGCGUGGACCCGGACUUCCCUGCUGGUUUCAUGGAUGUGGUGGAGCUGCCAAAGACGGGCGACCAGUUCCGUCUGUUGUACGACACGAAGGGCCGUUUCGUGCUUCACCGGGUCUCGGAUGAGGAGAAGAAGUACAAGCUUGCCAAGGUAAUUCGUCAGGAGUACACGAAGAAGGCCAUUCCGUACAUCGCCACCAACGAUGGUCGUACGAUCCGGUACCCGGACCCAGUCAUCAAGGUCGGUGACACGGUCAAGAUUGAUCUGGAGACGGGCAAGGUCGUUGACCACAUCAAGUUCGAGGUUGGCAACUUGGUGACGAUCACUCGUGGACGAAACUCUGGCCGUGUUGGCAUCUUGCACCACAUUGAGAGACACCAGGGUUCGUUCAACAUUGCUCACGUCAAGGACUCGGCAGGUAACGACUUUGCCACUCGUCUUGGCAAUGUGUUUGUCGUCGGCAAGGAGUCCCGCCCGUGGGUGUCUCUGCCAAGGGGCAAGGGUAUUAAGCUGAACAUUCUGGAGCAGCGUGAGCUGAAGGAGAAGCGGGCUAACAACUAG
This is a messenger RNA of Peronospora matthiolae, 786 nucleotides long. Lineage: Eukaryota; Oomycota; Peronosporomycetes; Peronosporales; Peronosporaceae. The record is from the annotation of a GenBank genome assembly.